Molecule: messenger RNA, 380 nt
Organism: Cylicostephanus goldi
Lineage: Eukaryota; Metazoa; Nematoda; Chromadorea; Rhabditida; Strongylidae
Source: the annotation of a GenBank genome assembly
AUGUCAUGUACCACCAAAUUGCAGGUUUUGAAAGUCCAAAGCCAAGUCGUUGCAGGCGUUAUUUACGAUCUGGAAGUACUCUAUGGAGAAUCUGGCUGUAAGAAAAAGAAAGUUGACCUCACCAGAUUGCAAAUGGCUGAUUGCAGAGUGAUGAAUACAGGAAAAAAAGCUGUGUACAAGAUUUACUACUACGCCAACCCAGGGCAAAACUAUGAACAAAUCGGCGUAUCGGGAGUGAAGAACAUCGCUUGGAAAGCUGCGAAAUCACUCAAUGAGGACUCUAUUGCCAACCCUGGGCCAUACGCCAUGGUGCCAAUAAAGGUUUGCUCAGCUUUUUCCAAACUCUCGUUAACCACUCUUUUUAAUAGAAGCAGCUAAGA